This is a messenger RNA of Plasmodium gallinaceum, 306 nucleotides long. RefSeq names its product fam-g protein. The transcript is spliced from 2 exons. NCBI's taxonomy places the organism in Eukaryota, Apicomplexa, Aconoidasida, Haemosporida, Plasmodiidae. The record is from RefSeq and is a predicted model, not a curated record. Bases 1 to 306 code for a protein of 101 amino acids.
AUGAAGACAUUCACUUUAUAUUCAAAGAUUUUUACGUUUCUUUUUAUAAUUUGGAUAUUCCAUUGUUUUUACAACUAUGAUUACAGUAGGUCUUUGAUUGAUAAGGAUGCAUUACAAAUGAAAAAUUGGUUAAAAAAUGAAAGAACAUUAGCAGAGGUUGGUAUAUUGGAAAAAGAACAAAAUAAUUUGCGUGAUAUUUAUGCUUCUUCUAAUGAAACAUGUAAAAAGAUCAAUAAAUGUGGAGAUCAAAUAUUAGAUGUUAAAUCGAAUAAUAAUUCACAAAAUUGUGAGUCAUAUCCACCAUGA